Molecule: messenger RNA, 7408 nt
Organism: Anguilla anguilla (European eel)
Lineage: Eukaryota; Metazoa; Chordata; Actinopteri; Anguilliformes; Anguillidae
Gene: nup210
Product: nucleoporin 210
Exons: 40
Coding region: 581-6253 (1890 amino acids)
Cellular component (GO): nuclear pore
Source: RefSeq, a predicted model, not a curated record
CUGUUGUGACGUCGCUUAUCUCCCAGCGUUCCUUGCAUGCUUCAAUAAUUGUGAAUGGCGGGUUCUCCGUAAAUCCUGAGUUUAAAAUCAUAAUGAGAUUUUUUAAAACGUAUUCUGAUACCUAGAAUACAGUUUGGUGUGUUUUUGUUUCGUCGACAGCUAGCGUUUUAAGGUUCGUGUGAAUUUACUCAUAAAUCAGUGGCAGCUAACGUCAAGUGCUUAAUAACAGGAACGGCAUGACAAGCGCGGUGCCGGGUUCCAUGCUGCCAUGCUGCCGAUGCGCGGAAACUUUCUACACAGCCGGCUGGGUAGCUAGCUAACGCCGGCGGCUAUUUGAUUAUUCUGGAAACGGUAUUCAUAACUUUCUACGUAAUAAUAUUCAGCAAAAACGGGGGCACAAGAGAAGGUGCAAGCAUCUAGUGAUUUAGCGAAUGUUUUCUUGUCAAAUUUAAUUAACUAACUCCACCUAGCAUACUAUAAUUGUGAAAAGAAUAGCCUACGGCCAGGGAUUAACAAUUACUCGUAAAUACACGCAAGCUUUUCAUUUAUCUAAUUUUAGACUUUGUGUUCGCUCAGGGAAAUGGCGAUAAACGCUCAUUAUCCAGUGUUCGUAGUUGUUGUUUUGUCGAUGAUACGCUGUACAGUAUAUACCUCAAGCGCCUCCAAACUCAGCAUCCCCAAAGUCUUACUGCCCUUGGCCAGGGGCACCAGGAUUAACUUCACGUUGGAAGCAACCGACGGCUGCUACAGGUGGUCCUCCACCAGGCCUGAAGUGGCCAGCGUUGAGGCAGUAGAUGUGGACGAUCGGCUGUGUUCCCAGAAGGCCGUGCUGCAGGCACGCUCCUCCCAGCCAGUCCGACUCACGAGCAUCAUCCUGGCGGAGGACGUCUUAACGGGACAGGUUUUGAGGUGUGAUGCGAUUGUUGACAUCAUCAGUGAGAUCCAGGUGGUCUCCACCACGCGAGAGCUGCACCUGGAGGACUCUCCCCUGGAGCUGAAGAUCCAGGCGCUGGACUCUGAAGGAAACACCUUCAGUACUCUGGCAGGGCUGGCUUUCGAUUGGACGAUUGUGAAAGAUGCAGAGACAGCCCGGUUCUCAGACUCCCACAAUGCACUGCGAGUCCUCAAAUUCUCAGAGUCAACAUACACUCCACCAGGCUACAUCUCUGUCAUGGAGAGAGUUGGAAAGCAAGGAGACAUUAUUCUGGUGUCUGGGAUCAAAACAGGAAAUGCCAAACUCAAAGCCAGAAUCCAGGAAGUGAUCUACAAGGACGUGCCUCCUGCGGAGGUCAGGCUGCUGAUCCUGGAGAACAUUCUCCUGAACCCUGCCUCAGACGUGUACCUGCUGGUGGGUACCUCCAUCCGGUACUCCGUCCACAAGAUCCGGCAGGGAAAGAUGACCGAACUCUCCAUGCCCUGUGAACAGUACGAGUUGCAGCUCCAGAACAGUGUGAUCCAUCCCGAAGCAGACCCCACUGUGGGCGUGGCCCAGCUGGACCCAGCCACCUCCACGGUCCAUGCCCUUCAGCACGGUCACACCAACGUGGUGCUGGACCACCACAGCCUUGGCCUGCAGGGGGCAUCGCGGCUGCCCAACAGCACACUGUAUGUGGUAGAGCCAGGAUACCUGGGGUUUAAAAUUCAGCCGGGUGACCGUUGGGCCCUGCAGGUGGAGGCGGUGUAUGAGGUCACCGUGCUCGUGUUCGAUAAGUCCAGUAACAGGGUUCACUUGGCUAAUAACAUACGGAUUGACGCUGCCUUCCAGAAAGAGUACUUUCAGGUCCUGGAAUCGUCUCUGAACGGCUCGUACCACCGCGUGAGGACCCGGAAGGCGGGACAGACGGGGAUCGAUGCCGCGCUUCGGUCUGUGGUCGAUCAGAAUGGGGGAGUGCAUAUGAUUCCUGUCCCAGUGCGCAGUCAACAGGAAGUGGAAAUAUACAAUCCCAUAAUUCUCAGUCCCAGGAUUCUCACAUUUCCAUGGCAACCAAAAGUAGGAGCGUACCAGUACACCAUAAAGGCCACAGGAGGAAGUGGAAACUUCACAUGGUCUUCCUCCAGCCCGGCUGUGGCCACGGUUACGGUUAAAGGGGUGAUGACCACUGGCAGUGAUAUUGGAGUCAGUGUGAUCCAGGCCCGCGAUGUGCAGAACCUUCUGCACUAUGGAGAGAUGAAGGUGUAUGUGGUGGAGCCCGUGGGGAUGGACUUUGCCCCAUGCCAGGUGGAGGUGCGGCAGGGCCUGGUGUUGGACCUGCCUCUGCGCAUCUUUGGGCUGCUGAGUGCGGACAGUGAGGAGCGCGUCAUGCUCAGCGACUGCUCCCACUUCCAGUUACAGGUGCAGAUGGAGACACAGGGUGUAUUCCAGCUUCUGCAGGGAAGACUGGCCCCUGGCCAGGGGCACUGCAGUGGAGUGCGAGUGGAGGCUCUUGCGCCGGGUCACACCACCCUGCAGGUCACCUACGCCCACGGCGCCGUGCACCUCAGUGCCAAGAUCACCAUCGCUGCCUACAAGCCUCUCAAAGCUGUUGAUCCUGUGUCUGUUGCUGUGGUAACCUUGGGCUCCUCCAAAGACAUGCUGUUUGAAGGGGGUCCUAAACCCUGGAUUUUGGAACCAUCCAAAUUCUUCAGAAAUCUGACGGCUGAAGAUGCGCAGAGCAUUAGCCUUGAGCUGUGUGGCCCCACCUCACGCAACUAUGGCCAGCACUGGGUCCGAGCCACAUGCAGGGCUCUAGGGGAACAGGUGCUGGCUAUAACGGUGGGGAACAUGGCCAGUGUGACUAACCCCUUCCCGGCGGCGGAGCCAGCUGUGGUGAAGCUGGUGUGCGCUCCUCCCUCACGCCUCACGCUCGUGCCCGUUUACGGCAGCCCCCACCUGGACCUGUCCUGCCCCCUGCUGCAGCAGAACAAGCAAAUGGUGCCUGUUUCAAAUUAUCGAAACCCCAUAUUGGACCUAGCGGCCUAUGACCAGCAGGGGCGCCGUUUUGAUAACUUCAGCUCUCUGAGCAUCGCAUGGGAGUCCAGCAGAGAGGCGCUGGCCAGCAUCCUGCCCACCCAGCCCAUCACACUGUCCGUCACCCAAGACCGCAACGGGCAGAGGAAACUCCGUGGCCUGCAGACGGUGGUGGUGCACCGGGAGUCGGGCGUGGCCGCCAUCACCGUGAGUGCCGUGGGGUACCAGCGCCCCCACAUGGAGGCCGCCCGGGUGCAGACCCCGUAUGACCCCCUGACCCCCGUUUCCGCCACGUUAGAGCUGCUGCUGGUGGAGGACGUGAGGGUGAGCCCUCAGGCCCUCACCAUAUACAACCAUCCCGACGUGCAGGCUGAAUUGACUCUAAAAGAAGGUUCUGGGUACUUCUUUGUCAACACAAGCGCAGGGGGAAUAGCAGAUUUGGUUUACCGGGAAUCCCAAGGAACUGCAGAGGUGCGCCCCCUGCAGCCCGGCCAGGUGGCGGUGAUGGUGCACGACCUCUGCUUGGCCUUCCCCGCUCCUGCCACAGCCACCGUGCGCAUUUCGGACAUCGCUGAGGUGUACAUCCGAGUGGUGGACAAGGUGGAAAUUGGGAAGACUGUGAGAGCUUAUGUGCGUGUGCUGGAUGACCACAAGCAGCCCUUUCUGUCCAAAUACUUUCCUCUGAUGAACCUGAAGCUGAAGGCAGCUUCUGCAAUUGUGUCUCUCUCGCACCUGGCGGAGUCGUCCGAGCCGGACACAGCGGUGUUCCUGGUCCAGGGUGCGGCUGUCGGCCAGACCACUCUCUCUGCCGUGGUGUUGGAUAAGAGUGGGAGAAGAGUCAUGUCUGCUCCGCAGCAAAUGGAAGUGUUCCCUCCCUUCAGACUGCUGCCUCGGAGGUUGUGUGUGAUUGUAGGGGCCAUGAUGCAGAUUACAUCAGAGGGGGGGCCACCGCAGUCCAAUAUCCUGUUCUCCAUUGGCGACGGGAGCAUCGCCACGGUCAACCGCAUGGGUCACGUGAGGGGCGUGGCCGUGGGCAAUGUGACGGUGACCGGCUUGGUGCAGGCGGUGGAUGUGGAGAGUGGGAAGCAGGUGGUGGUUUCUCAGGAUCAGGUGGAAGUGGAAGUUGUGCAGUUGAGGGGAAUCAGAAUCCGAGCGCCCAUCACAAGGAUGCAGACUGGGACCCAGAUGCCUGUGUAUGUGAUGGGGAUGACCAGCAGCCAGACGCCCUUCUCCUUUGGUUCUGCGCUGCCGGGGCUAAGCUUCCAUUGGUCAGUCUCCAAGCGGGACGUCCUGCAGCUGCACACCCGCCAAUCAGAGGUGUCUGUGCAGCUGCAGCCGGAGCACAGCUUCUCCAUGAGUGUCCACGGGCGAUCGAAGGGCCGCACGGCUCUGAAGGUGACGGUCCGAGCCUCAGAUCCACAGGCUGGACACCUGCUGGGAAACGGAGCAGAACUCUCAGAUGAGAUCCAGAUCCAGGUGUACGACAGACUGCAUUUAGUGAAUCCAGAAGUGGAGGUGGAGGAUAUUCGGAUGUCCCCAAAUUCUGUACUAAAGCUUCAGACUAACAGGGACGGAGUGGGCAAGCUGUCAUACCUUGUGCUGGAUUGUCCUGAUAAGGGGGGGUUGGUACAGGUGGAUGAAGCUGGCCACCUGUCAUCUGGCUCUCUCACUGGCUCCGCCUCUCUACAAGUCACCUCUCAGGAGCCUUUUGGCAUCAAUCAAACCCUGAUCCUUGCUGUGAAGGUGGUUCCAGUAGCGUACGUGCGGUUCAGUCCCAGCCCGGUUCUGCACACGGCCAACAGAGAGACCCUCUCUGCCGUUCCCCUGGGAACCGUGCUCACCUUCAGCGUGUGUUGCCACGACAGCACUGGCCACAUUCUCCACGCCCACUCCUCCGCCCUCACCUUUGCCACCAACAGGGAUGACCUGGUUCUGGUCGGCAGAGGGCCUGACAACACUACGCUGACGGUGCGGACGGUGAGCGUGGGUGUGACGCUGCUGGGGGUGUGGGACACGGAGCAGACAAGCGUGGCCGACUUCCUUGCGUUGCCAGUGCAACACGCCAUCCACCCCAGCGAAGCACAGAGCCUGGUCGUGGGUGAUGUCAUCUGCUUCAACACACAACUCGUCAAUCAAGAAGGGCUCACAGGCACCUGGAGUUCCUCAGUGGGGGGGGUGCUGGAGUUGGACCCUCGCACAGGAGUGGGCGUGGCUCGCGAUGCUGGCGCUGUCACUGUGUUCUAUGAAAUCCCUGGACAGCAGACCACCUACAGAGAGGUGGUUGUGGGUGUGGCCUCCAGGACCUCUGUCAUGGCUCAUGCUGCGGUAGUGAAGGAGGGAAGUGAAUCUCGUGUGCUGAUCACCACCCGCGAGCAAGGCACCAACCUGAUAGGGUCCUGCUCGUCUGCGCAGAUCAGCGCCAUCCCGCAGCUGCAGCCUCAGUCCAGCAUCAGCUGCCGGCUGCAGUUCAGCAGCGACUCCAUUGAGUUUCCUGCACACGACAUCUUCACCACGCAGACUGGCUUCGACCCCAGCGCAGGAUUUUAUACCUGCUCCAUCUCCUGGCGGCUUCUGACGGAGCAGCAGCAGCGUGCUCUGGCCCUGUCCGCGGCUCAGCUGGAGGUGCAGGCGGCGGUGGAGGGCUGUCCUUUCUCUGGUGAGCAGAUCAGUGUGCAGCUGCCAAUCAGCCCUGGCCUCUACUCCGACCAGAAGGACCUGCUCCUGAGUGCCCACCGCCCGUCAGCUGAGCUCAUAAUUUAUGGACCACCUGCCUCUCUCAGCAGCCUGGAGGUGUCAUCUAGCACCCCAGCUGUGGUCAUCCAGGAGCAGGGAGUGUUUCCAGGAAACCCCAGCUUUGCCAGAUUUACGGUCAAGAUAGCCGAGCCCAGGCUGGCCAUUCAGGACACCACCUCAUCUGUUAUCUCCGUGACGACGAGAAAGUCGCCUGGACAGGUCCUCCUCCUGCCAGUAACCAUCAUCUCUGCAGCAGAUCACAGUGUUGCCAUGCGAGCUUCUCCAGCUGUAGGGUGGGAGGGGCCCACAGUUCUGCAGCAGAUGAUCGACUCGUACCAGGUUAUGUUCUUCACUCUCUUCGCCCUGCUGGCAGGCACUGCCAUCACUGUUAUUGCCUGCCACGCCUUCUUUUCCCCAAGGGAAGCGGCUUAUCAUCCAGCGUUUAUCCAGAAGACUCCGCCUUCCUCAGGUGUUGCUUCUCCUGCCAUGGGUACAUUCAUCAACAGCUCACCUGCAGACCUGAGAGGCAGUCCCAAACUGCGACUCUACUCCCCAGACUACAACUCCCGCUAGGCUCUCCCCAGACUACAACUCCCGCUAGGCUCUCCCCAGACUACAACUCCCACUAGGCUCUCCCCAGACUACAACUCCCACUGGACUCUCCCUAGACUACAACUCCCGCUAGUAUCUCCCCCGAAUACAACUCCCGCUAGCCUCUCCCCAAACAACAACUCCCGCUAGACUCUCCCCUGAUUACAACUCCCGCUAGACUCUCCCCAGACUACAACUCCUGCUAACUUCUCCCCAGACUACAACUCCCACUAGCCUUUCCUCCGACUACAACUCCCUUUAGCCUCUCCAUGGACUAUAACUCCCUCUAGACUGUCCCUUGGACUACAAUUCCCAAUAGACUCUCCCCUGGGCUGAAACUCCCAGUAGACUCUUCUGGCCCACACCUUCCCCCAGACUUUUGUCUAGACUGUAACUGACGAGACAGCCACAGCUGCACAGAACCUGCAAGGCUUCCAGCCCCAAGUGCCUUCCAUGCAGACCGCUAUGCUGCGAGCCGUAAUCAGUGGUCUACUUGAUCCGUGUCUGUUUAGUUCGUGUCAGUUCUUUUGAAGGGGUGGAAACUGAAUUCAAGAGUUGGGUACAUUUGCUUGGUUUUGUUUUUUAUAUUAAGUGUGUGUUUUAUUCUGCUGCAAUUAUUUUAAUGCUUAUUUUCGUAAGAGAUAAAAAAAUGCUGCCUUUAACCAUAUAUACAUAUUUACAUAUAUGGAUGGAUUGCUUUGCACAUGUUUAAGCUUUGCAGACUUAUUACCAAACCUGUGGAAUGAUGGGAUCGAUAGCGACUUCUUCUGUAACUCAGGAUAUUAAUGCACUGAAUUCCAGUUUGACACUGUCAUGUGGAAACCUGAAAAUGUCAAUCAAAUAUAUAUCAGGAUGUUUGUGUUUUGGAAAAAAAGUAGCAAUUAAUGUGAAUAAUAUAACUGAACCUGUCCCUAUAUGAUGUGUGGGUGGCUUAAAAGCUUAUUUAUGAUUAAUUUUUUAAAGCCUGUAAGAUGUGUUUUUUUGUGGUGUGCAGCAUAUUCUGAACUCCAUAAAACCUCUGAAGGUCCUUUUGCCUCUGAGCCGGAGUAAGGAGCUCCUCUGAGCAGAGUAAGGGGCUCCUCUGAGCUGGAGUAAGGAGCUCCUCUGAGCAGAGUAAGGGGCUCCUCUGAGCAGAGU